This is a messenger RNA of Bipolaris victoriae FI3, 240 nucleotides long. RefSeq lists its product as hypothetical. The record is from RefSeq and is a predicted model, not a curated record. NCBI's taxonomy places the organism in Eukaryota, Fungi, Ascomycota, Dothideomycetes, Pleosporales, Pleosporaceae. The transcript has a single exon. The coding region runs from base 1 to 240 and encodes 79 amino acids.
AUGAGCAUUUGGGUAGUUGCAUACAUCGCAAUAUUGAAUCGUCUGGUCUCCAAUUUGCUUUGUAAUUGGAGGUUCGCAAUUACCGCUAUUAUCAACGCAAAAUCUAUAUCCGAGAAGACAAGUCUUUGGCUGCUUAUAACAUGCGUUUGGCUGGGGCGUAAACGCAGAGGCCAUAGUAGCGAAAGCAAAAAGAGUAUAGAUGUAAUACAUCUUAGUAGUUGUAUAAUAAAAAGGAUUUGA